Messenger RNA from Anguilla anguilla (European eel), 2668 nucleotides. RefSeq names its product mesoderm induction early response 1, family member 3 a (gene mier3a). The transcript has 13 exons. Gene Ontology annotation, biological process: negative regulation of transcription by RNA polymerase II. The record is from RefSeq and is a predicted model, not a curated record. NCBI's taxonomy places the organism in Eukaryota, Metazoa, Chordata, Actinopteri, Anguilliformes, Anguillidae. Gene Ontology annotation, cellular component: nucleoplasm. Gene Ontology annotation, molecular function: histone deacetylase binding; transcription corepressor activity. Bases 38 to 1678 code for a protein of 546 amino acids.
CCGCGCUGAAGCAGAUAAUUAGCCUAAAGGCACCAAUAUGGCGGAGGCUUCCUUUGGAAGUACGAGCCCAGUUGGCUCUUUGUCUUCGGAAGAUCAUGAUUUUGACCCCACAGCGGAGAUGUUAGUCCAUGAGUACGAUGAUGAACGGACCCUGGAAGAGGAGGAGCUGCACGAGGGAAAUACCAACAUCAGCGCAGAAAUAGAGGAUUUACAGAAGGAGGGUAAUAUGCCUUUGGAGGAGCUGCUAGCUAUUUAUCGUUACGAGGCAUCGGUCAGUACUAUUGGGGGGUCUAGUGUAGACAGCUCUUCAGGGGAACUGACAGACGAACUACCUGAUAUGACCUUAGACAAGGAGGAGAUUGCAAAAGACCUGCUCUCCGGGGAUGACGAAGAGACUCAGUCUUCAGCGGACGACCUCACCCCGUCAGUCACCUCACACGAAACCACUGACUUCUUCCCAAGAACUCUCAGAUCAAACGCUAUUUACGACGGGGACAAAGAGUCAGAGGGGGAAGAGGAUGGCGUGAGUCCGGAAGACUCCAGAAAGGAGAUAAUGGUGGGGUCCGAGUAUCAAGCUGAGAUUCCGGCCCAGCUCUGCUGCUAUGGAGACAAUGAAAAAGUGUACUGCGAGGAGGACCAGUUGCUAUGGUGUCCGGACAUCUUGCCGGAGAGCAAAGUGAGAAACUUCCUGUGCGAGGCGUCUUUGCGGGGUACGGACGGAAAGAUGGAGGGGGCGCCGGACCGAGGUCACAUCCGAGACAACGAGCAGGCUUUGUAUGAGCUCAUGAAAUGCAACUACAACAUCCAUGAUGCACUGGAACGGUAUCGGAACAGUGCAGCUUCCUCAAAGGAUGAAAUGCUUCCUUGGUCUGAGGAAGAGUGCAGAAGUUUCGAACACGCACUUCUUCUGUACGAAAAGAACUUUCACCUGAUACAGAAACACAAGGUGAAGACGAGGACGGUGGCCGAAUGCGUGGCCUUUUACUACAUCUGGAAGAAGUCGGAGCGCUUUGACUACUUCGUCCAGCAGAACCGCUUCGGGAAGAAGAGAUACAGCGCCUAUCCGGGUGUCACGGAUUUGAUGGACAGGCUGGUGGACGAGGCGGAGGGCUUGGUGGCGGACAGCUCUGCUGCGGCGUGUCCCGGUGGUGUCAGGCUCGAACCCUCAGCCGACCAGCAGCUCAGCAUCCUCAACUCCAUCACAGCCAGCGACCUCUCAGCACUGACCAACAGCGUGGCGACGGUGUGCAACCCCUCGGACGUGAGCUGCCUGGACUCCUACAGCUUCCCUCCCCUGGAGAGCCUCCACCGGGGGGCGCUCUCGCACGAGGAGCCGCUGGGCUUCCCCGGCAACGGCGACGGCGACUGCCUCAACCUCCUGGACGCCGGCUUCUACCACUCGGACCUGAGCGGCCUGGGCGUGUGCGGCGGUGGCGAGGACCUGGAGAGGCCGUCCAAGCGGCUAAAGAUGGGCCUGGCGGAGCCCUUCGCCGCCGACGUUUCGGUGGGCGCCCUGGGGGCGGGCUUCGACGGCCGCGCCCACCACAUCACCAGCGCCAAGAUGGCCGUGUCCGUCACUGACUUCGGCAGCCUGGCGGCCGGCGAGCCCAACGGGUUCAUGGGACCGCACGCGCUGCGCCAGCACACGCACGCACACACGGCGCUGCCGUCCGAGUGACCUCACCACAAGCCCCGCCCCCAAAAACCUGUACAUACUCAUUCACUGGAAACUUUAUUUCUUUUUUUUUUUUUAAGUAUAUAUAUAUAUACAGUAUAUAUAUAAUAUAAAUAUAUAUAAAUAUUUUUUUUCUUUUUUUACUAUGACAUCAGUGAUGUCUUUUAUUGUUAUAGAGCUAAAUCUUGAUUUCUCAAGAGUUAAUAUAGCCAUUUAUUUUUCAGUCCUCGAUUGGGAAAUGUCAUACAUAUGUGUUCGUAUACUGUGGGAACUGAAUAUCGUGGUGUAAAUUCCAGAUCUGUAGUUUUUUUUUCCUCGUUCGUUAUUCCUACGAGCAUCCCAACGUUUUAAAAACAAACAAAAAAACUGUAAACUUACCACCACACCUUUAACCAAUGAAAGGUUUUUCUUGCCACUAAGAAUGGCUGCCAUAUACUUUUCUUUCUUCUUCAUUGGUACUUUAGAGUAUCAGUGUUUACAGGUCCCAAGUCCAGACCCUGGCUGAUGUAGCAUUUUAUACAAGAGGGUCCAUGUUUUUAUAUUUUAAGGAAAUGCACACAUUUGUGCAAGACUUUCUUCUGCGGAGCCUUUGUGUACUAGAAGGAGCACUUCAGAUUCUUAAAAAGGCAAGGUUUUUUCCCCCUGAGUUUUGUUUGUCUGUGGAAACAAGUGGUACCAGGACUGUGUCCGGGGGGGGAUUGAGGGGUUGGGCAUGUUUGGUUUUCUAACAAAGUUUAGUUUGCUCACCCCCAUCCUACUGAGCAAGAAGCUUCACUGCCAGGUUCCUUUGCGAAAUUUCGAUAUUUUCUACGAAUUCAUUUCCAAGUAUGUAACUUGUGAUUAUGGUUGUUUUUAACUUGUCUUUGAUGGGAACACGGUCUUGUCGGAGACACCUGGGGAAAGUCAUCCAUUGGCUGCACAGCCCACCUGGUUGAAAUACUCUCAUUUUUAAAUUGACAGAGCCAGUGUCAAUAAUAAUCCAGCUGAUAUCAG